GUGCCUUCUGAGGGCUCGACUAAACCCUGUCUGCCCGACGCUCCAAGUUCAAACUCAGUGUCUGCGCUCCGGAUAUGCUGUAAACAUUGCCACUGACCUCAAAACUGUGACUCAGUGAUGGGCAUGAGCACAGGAGCUUCGUGGGCGGCCCUGGUGCUUGCCGUGUGCGUGCUCUGCGGGCAAGGCAAGAAGACCUACAGGACGCGGGAGGCGAACCUGGAAGAAGACGUCGAGGACAACCUCCAAGUGGGACUCUCUCUCAAUCUCCUUCCUCGAUACGGUUUCCUCACUCUCUCCGUCAAGGUGUUCCCUCACCGCACCGACAACAACUGGCUCUUCCGCGAGCAAACGGCCAAGGUCUUCCAGAAGAACUCGUACUGGGCCACGACCGACCGACCGCGGCGCCGGCAGCAGCACCUCUACCGACAGCAGCAACCCCAGGGCAACGGCAACGAGCAGCAGAACGCGACCCGACGCGGCUACGACCAGUACUUCUACAUCGACUUCUGCGACGACGCGCAGGACCUGCUCACGGCCUACUUCGACAACUUCUACAUCGAGGGCGUCCCGGAGCCCAAGCGCGCCUUCACCAGCUCGCUCUCCACCAAGACCAAGGCGCAGCACCUGGGCAUCCACCCGACCUUCCUCAACGACCAGUACUCCUUCGUCCUCGUCAGGCUCUUCAGGAGGGCGCGCAGGGCCACGCUUGCCGGUGACUUGACUCUCUCGGGUGACUUCAAGUCGACGGUGAGCGAAGUCCGCGUGGGCUCGACGGAAUCGGUCAACCAGUUCAUAGAUCGCUACGGCACCCACGUCAUAACGGAGUAUGAGGUCGGCGACGUCAUGUACCAGGUCUACGUCUUCGGGGAGAGGACCUACGCCGAGCUCAAGGAUAACUUCGCGAUGAGUCAGAGCAGCAGCCAGAGUGAUCUCAACCGAAUGGAGAGGUACUUCACGCCAUAUUACGCCCUUCACGUUGGCAAGCUUAGAUUGGCCUCAGGUAACCCAGAAUUCGACAAGGUUGUGGGAGACGAGCUGAAGGCCAUGACGUUCUUCCGAGUGUACCACAGUAUAUUCGCCAUCUUCCAGAAACAAGAGCUGCAGAGGGCGCUGGAGCAGUUGGAGGGCGAGGUCGUCCUCAGCCUCAAGUUGGAGAAGAUCACCAAGAUUGUCCCAAAGUCUCCCAAGCGCCACUGGCUGAGGGAGGUGCUGGAUAACACCCUCAAUCUCUAUUAUGUUACCAUGUAAACAAACAGUACAGCAAUGCAAAUUGUAAGCAACAAACACGGCCUGAAAGUAUACAAAUAGAAGUUCUUAUGGUACCAAAACAAGAGCCUAAUCUAAACAACAAACACCUGUGGCACUGGAAAGGAACAAAAUCAUCUCUUGGUUUAAUGGUGCUCAGGCAUAUUUCUUGCUCGCCUUCUAGAUCCUCGUGCAGCAAUGGGUUUUUGCAAUACUUAGUAUUACUUACAUUUAAGUCAUAGCUAACCUAUUUUCGUGUAUUUGUUAGCGGCUUUUUUAGUUUGUCUAGUGUUACAUACCAAGCUGGUUGUUAUCUAUAAAUCGCAAGGUCUGCCACAACGCUGCAUGUCUUUAAAGUGCCUUAUUAUAUUGCACGUGUGGUUUUCAGACCCACAGUCAGGGUGAGAGUAUGUAAUAUAUAUAUAUAAUUUUUUUGCUACUAAGUAGCAAGCCUUAUUCACUGUUAUUCAUUGGUUUCUUUAUUUCUCAUACAUGAUUUUUUUUCCCUGUGGAUUCCAUGCCUAAUAUAUAUUUGAUGUUUGUAGUGAUUGUGGUGUGUUAUGUGAUGCGUGCUUAAGAUGACUGUCUAAAUCCCUGAUUUGAAAUGUUCAAUAGUUUAAAAGUGAGCGUGUUUCAUACCUCUUUCCAGGACUAAUGUAAUGGGUUUUUAACUGUUAAUUGACUGUUGAAUACAUUCCCUUCAAGAAAUGAUAAGUUGUUAAAUAGAUAAAUACUGCCUCAU
Messenger RNA from Penaeus vannamei (Pacific white shrimp), 1987 nucleotides. It is a transcript of the gene tsl, whose product is annotated as membrane-attack complex domain containing protein torso-like. The record is from RefSeq and is a predicted model, not a curated record. Lineage: Eukaryota; Metazoa; Arthropoda; Malacostraca; Decapoda; Penaeidae.